UUAUUGGUAAAAAAAAUUCUAUCCAGACAGUUCCAGUGAUUCAUGGUUCAUAAUUUAGUAGUAAGUGUGACUAAAGUCUCAGUAAUCAGUGAUCUAAUAGUUGAUAAUCAUUGAAAGCAUUAGAGUAUCUAUGGUUAAUAACAAAUAAAAUAAUUAAUAUAUUAGUUUAAAGUAUAAUUAUUAACAAUAGGAGGGCGGGGUUUUUGAUAUAACAAUAUUAAUAAUUAAUAAUAAUAGUUAUUAUUAUAAAUUUCUUUUUACACAAUCGUGUAAUGAUAAAUCGAAAGAAUCACCACUCAGGAAUUUACUUGUGACGAUAAUAAAUUUAAAAACUUAAUAAGUAUGAGGAACUUUUGUUGAAUGACUCAUUUGCUUUAUCGUUUUAGUACGUGAGCAUUGCCCAAUUGUUAAUUUAAAAAAUUUUAUUUAUUUUCCGUAUCACAUUUCAUCGUCAUGAUGUCAAACGUUAAGAAUUUGGAGCAACAAAUUGCAAGCUUGCAAAUUGACAAUGCCAAUAAUUCAAAGGAAAUAAGUAGUCCAAGUGGUAUUGCCGGUACAGUUAAACAAGUUAAAAAGAUAGGACCUGCGGUACCACCAAAACCUAAAAAGUCGCAACCACAGGUACCGCAAAGUUAUACCAUAAAAUCUCCAUCAACACCAUCAUACAGUACUGUCUUAAACAAUACCCAAAUGAAUGAAAAGAUAAACAAUUAUUAUGCAAAUACACCACUGCCAUACGUGCCGCCCAAUACUGAAAAAAAUGUUUUUACAUCUGGAUUAUCAUCACAGCCGCCAUCAACAUCACAGCCAUUAAUAACAACGAAUUCAGCAAGAGCAGAUGCUUGUAAUUAUUACAACAACGAAAAUUUUUAUCAAAAUGACCAUUUAUACAGCAACGAAAUAGAAAAUUUCAAUGGUAAACAUACUGACAUUAAUAAAGUAAAUAACAGUAUUACCUUGAACCCUAGAUAUGAUGAUAAAAAUUAUUAUUUAAAUAUUGGAGGUAAUAUUCCGGCACCUCAGGCGCCAGUUAUGGUUGACAACAGAUCAAUACGCGCAACACGCAACGUUGUUUACAGCAAUGUUGAACCAGCUGUACCGAUACCUGUACCAAUACCGAUAAAUUCAAUAAAAGAAAAAGACAUAAUCUACAGUAACAUCCAGUGGAAUAAGCCAGAAAAUACUUAUUCAAACAUAACAAAUGCUCGUGAUGAUUUACCACCGCCACCAGAGCCUACGGAAUAUAUUUCAUGUGUGCCUGGUUCAUUUCCACCUCCUCCCGAAGAAUUGCCGCCACCACCAAGUCCCGUAUCAUCAAGUUACAGUGAAUUACGUCGUGCAACUUAUGAUCCUCAUCACCAAACAGAUUAUCAACCAGAUCAUCACCAUCAUCAUCACCAUGACUAUCCAAAUGACAUUUACGGACCAAGUUCGCAGUCAAGCUCAACAUAUGAAUCAAUAUAUGAGCCAAUAAAUCCACGGCCACCUUCACAAUUGUCUUGUAAUUAUUCCAUGUACUCCGGGUAUGGAUCAGCAAGUACACAGCCCCCAGGUAAAGUGUCUCCCGUAAAAGAAGUUGAUACUCUAACAGAUUUACUAGUACAGGGUAUGGAAGACAACCAAGAUGACAGUGAUAUCUAUGGAAUUUGUGCACAUUGCGGAAAAAAAGUAGAAGGUGAAGGUACUGGCUGCUCAGCAAUGGAUAAAGUAUUUCACAUCGAUUGCUUCUGCUGCUUUGUCUGUCGCGUAAAUUUACAAGGCAAACCUUUCUACUCUCUUGAGGGCAAGCCUUACUGCGAGGAAGAUUAUUUGAAUACUUUGGAAAAAUGUUGCGUCUGUACUAGACCUAUUCUAGAUCGCAUUUUGCGUGCAACUGGAAAACCUUAUCACCCGUCUUGUUUUACUUGCGUUGUCUGUGGGCAAAGUUUGGACGGAAUUCCUUUUACUGUAGACGCUACUAAUCAAAUACACUGUAUUCAGUGCUUUCACAAAAAGUUCGCUCCACGUUGCUGUGUUUGUAAGCUGCCGAUUAUGCCCGAGCCAGGACAGGAUGAAACUGUUAGAGUUGUAGCUCUUGAUCGCAGUUUUCAUAUUCAGUGCUACAAAUGUGAAGACUGUGGACUUCGUUUGUCUUCUGAUGCUGAGGGUAGUGGCUGCUAUCCACUUGAUGAUCACGUUCUUUGUAAAAGCUGUAAUGCUAAACGUGUGCAGGCACUUACUUCUCACAUGACUACUGAACUAUAAUAAUUUAAUCUUCAA
Messenger RNA from Cotesia glomerata, 2259 nucleotides. It is a transcript of the gene Zyx, whose product is annotated as lipoma-preferred partner homolog. The transcript has 4 exons. NCBI's taxonomy places the organism in Eukaryota, Metazoa, Arthropoda, Insecta, Hymenoptera, Braconidae. Gene Ontology annotation, biological process: cell-cell adhesion. Gene Ontology annotation, cellular component: focal adhesion; stress fiber. The record is from RefSeq and is a predicted model, not a curated record. Bases 454 to 2244 code for a protein of 596 amino acids.